AUGGACGAAUCAACGAUCCUUGCGAUGAGUGUUGCGCGGGCUGUCGAGGCCGAUGCAGCUCUUAUCGAGGAACUUCGACAAGAAGACCAGAUUGCGCGUGAUCGUAUGAUCGCGGAAACCCUAGAAACCGACCCCGAAGCGAUUAUUGAGCCAUACCAGUCUGCAAUCGAUGAAGAAACGUUUGAAACACUACGACAAUUCAAUGUCAUCGCUACCAGCAACGCUGGAGAAACUGACAGUGGAGAAGAACGGACUACUGAUGGUACCCAGAAUGAUCAACAAGCCCAACAGAUCCAGCUCGCUGCCAAUACAGACGAAAUACAAGAUACUGUUGUUGACCUUGAGGACGGUGCCCAAAGAGUCAACCCUGUUGAAGACCCCUUGGGCACGACUACUGCGGACAAGCCAGCAAAAGAACAACAGGAAACAGAUGUUCCGGGUAAAGCCCGAAUUCAGGAACAGGAACGGGAUACUGCACAGAAUGUCUUGACUGUUGUGGAAGAAUCCGCUGCUCGAGCCCAACCAACCAACAUUGCACCUGUCCCGGACAAACAGUGCGUCUCCUGUCAGGACGACUUCCCCGCCACCGAGACCUUUGAGGCACCUUGUUCUCAUCACUGGUGUCGAAGAUGUCUCAUUAUCCGUAUCGAGGCUUCCCUCAGAGAUGAGUCUCUCUUCCCACCCACGUGCUGUGAACCUCUUCCCGUCGAAGUGGGUGACUUCAUCUCGCAGGAAAUGGUUGACUUGUACCAAGAAAAGACCUUGGAAUUCUCGACUAUUGAUCGCACUUAUUGUAGCGAUGCUACAUGUGCGGCUUUCAUUCGACCUCAGUCCAUCGAAGGCGAUCUGGGGCGUUGCUCUGGCUGCGAAAAACAGACUUGCGUCCUCUGUAAACGUGCCUCGCAUGAGGGUAUCUGUCCUGAGGACAAUGCCGCACAAGACGUUCUACGUCUAGGCGAGGCAGAGGGGUGGCAAAGAUGUGAGAAGUGCAAGCACCUUAUUGAUCUCAACACAGGUUGCUUCCACAUCAGUGAGUAUAUAUUCCAGCAGCCCUCAGACUCGUCUUUAACUAACAUUGCGCAGCCUGCCCUUGCGGUCAUCAAUUUUGCUACCUCUGUGGAAACCUUUGGAAGACCUGCACGUGCCCCCAAUGGGAAGAAAACAGACUUGUCGAUGCCGCUGGCCAGCGUGUUGUAA
Fusarium graminearum PH-1 is the source of this 1197-nucleotide messenger RNA. RefSeq lists its product as uncharacterized. Gene Ontology annotation, molecular function: ubiquitin protein ligase activity; ubiquitin conjugating enzyme binding; zinc ion binding. The coding region runs from base 1 to 1197 and encodes 398 amino acids. Lineage: Eukaryota; Fungi; Ascomycota; Sordariomycetes; Hypocreales; Nectriaceae. Gene Ontology annotation, biological process: protein polyubiquitination; positive regulation of proteasomal ubiquitin-dependent protein catabolic process; ubiquitin-dependent protein catabolic process. The transcript has a single exon. Gene Ontology annotation, cellular component: ubiquitin ligase complex; cytoplasm. The record is from RefSeq and is a predicted model, not a curated record.